UUCUGAGACUAGAUAUAAAUUUUAUAUCACAUAUUAUACACACAUAUUAAUGACAUAUUAUAAAACUGUAUAGAAAAUUCCAUGUUUGAUUUUUUAAAUUUUUAUUGUAUUGAGAAUUUAGUAACCAAGUACAAUAGAUACAGCAGUUGUAUACAUCAUUUAUCAAGUGUUAUAUAUGUUUGUCGUUAGUCUGAUGUAAAAAAAUUGCAACAAAAAUAAAUAUUAUAGUAUUGAAAAUGUGCGAGUUAUAAAAUAUAAUAAAAUGUUUAAAAACUGUUGUUGACAAAGAAAAUAUAAAAAUGAUUUAGUAUUCCUUUAUUAAAUUGAUAUUAUGACAGAGGCAAAGAGGUUAUGUUACUGUACAAUAUCACAAAAAUAAAAUAGCAGUCAAAAAUACGUGUACAAAUUGGAAUUUAUUCAGUGAAUAUGAUAAGAUUUAAAACAAUGUUCGAUAACCGUGAAAUUGGAAAACGAAUACGACGUUUAAUUGAUGGAAAUUACUCAUAUCGUAAGAUACUUAUAUUACUUACUAUAUGUGGUGGAAUACUCCUAUAUUUUGGCCCAUCUUUUGUGCAGUGGCUUUUUUCUUCUACUAGAGAAUCAACACAAGCAAUAGAAGACCAUUGUAUGAAUGAGCGACUAGGUGCCUUUUAUUUAGAUAUUGGAGAAUAUAAUGCAAAUAUUCUUCAUAAUCCACCAAAGGAAGGAGAACACCAUUAUUUGCCAUAUGUCGGCAAUGGAGUGUUUGGGAUUCCUAUUUUAUCAGAAGCUUUAAUAUAUAUAAAACGAGGAAGAGCAUUAUCAUUGCCUGUACAGUGGCAACCUUUAAUUUCACAUCAAAAAAGCAAUUUUUAUCGAGAAGCUACAGUUACCCAUUUUACAAAUGGAAUUGUUUAUCGUUACCAGUGUUUCAGAGAAGGAUAUUACAUAGAGUUUCAAUACUAUGCCCAUAGAAUAUUUGAUGCAAUAUUAGUACAAGAUAUAAAAAUAACUAAUCCAUUUUCACUUCCGCAAAAUGUACCAUUGAAGCCACAAAUGUCUACACACUGGAAUAAUUACCGCGCAGAAGUGAUCAAAAUUCAGAUAGACGAUUUUCUGGAUGAAUAUAAUUUAAUUUCUGGAUUUAUUCCAUUAUCUAAUUCGAAUAAAAUUGUGACAAUAUCAAUAGUUUAUAAAACGCCUCCAAAAAUAUUACAAAUUAAAGCAAGAAGUUCUAUGAAAUUAAAAUUCUUAACAAGUAUACAGUAUAGCGAACCUACAUCGAAAGAAGAAUACCAUAUUCAAUAUGAAUUAACUAAAGAAAGAGCUAUAGAGGCAAUUAAAAAAGCAAUUAGUAUUCAGCACCAAAAUUUGAAAGAAGAUCAUAUUAAUGUUUGGCAAAGUUAUUGGUAUACAGGUUUUAGAAUAAGUGACUCUAAAGCUGAUGGUGUAGUAAAUGGCCAUAAAAUAAAUUCUACUAUAUACUAUGUAUUAUCUCAAAUUUCAAAAGGUAUUCCAGAUAUAGAAAAAAAUAUAGCAAUGAAUGAAGGUUGUUAUCGUGGGCAUCAUACUUUGGAUGCUCCACGAUUAUGGAAAGAUACAUCCUCCAUUGAUGCUGUGAAUAAUGUUGUUGAAGCAUGGUUAAUAACAUUAGAAAAACAAGGAUGUCAUCAUUUAAUGAUUGGUGAUCCUGCAGCAGUACAACAAGCUAUUGUCCUAAGUCUUGGUAGUUUACGCUUCAGUAAUCAACAUCUUGAAUUUAAUAUUGAUCCACAAUAUCUUAAUCGAGAUUAUUUAUUUAGGAGAAUAAAUUAUGGUAAUGUAACGCAUUUAAAUAUAUCAGCAACAGUCGGAGAAGAUAAUCGCGCUGUUUUAAAAGUGGCUUUAGAUAAGAGUGAUAGUGUCUAUUUUGGAUGUGAUGCUGGAUGUUUAAAUCCACCUGUUUCCUUGAGUCAAUCAUAUGUAAGCAUUCCAGUAAAAUUAACAAAACCAUUAACGGCUAUAUUAUACAUAACAUCUGAUUAUCAACAUAUGCAAGAUUUACGAAAUGCUUUACAUGUACAUGCCAUAGAUGAUGCUCCAGCACAUGAUCAUCUUGUAAUGGCUUUACAUAAACAUGGACAUCAAUUAGGAGGUUUACCAACAUUUUUUUGGAUUAGUAUAUGCUUUCUUAUAAUUGUGUUUCAUUUGUUUCUUUGUAAACUUAUUAUCAAUGAAUAUCAUGGCCACCAAGAUAAACAAAAAGUGAGGUAUAGUAAGCUAUGAUGUAUGUAUAUCAUAGCUAUGAUAUACAUAUAUAUCGUACAUGUAUAUAUGUAUAUUGUUCAUAUGAAUACGUAC
This is a messenger RNA of Frieseomelitta varia, 2319 nucleotides long. RefSeq lists its product as uncharacterized. The coding region runs from base 427 to 2244 and encodes 605 amino acids. The transcript is spliced from 7 exons. Lineage: Eukaryota; Metazoa; Arthropoda; Insecta; Hymenoptera; Apidae. The record is from RefSeq and is a predicted model, not a curated record.